GCAAGCUGCACUGCUCCACAGCAUCAUUGGCCGUGUGUGUGUGUCUCUAAUCCUCCAGUGCUGCUUGUCUAGACAUUCAAGAUGUGUGGCGGGUGGCCUGUGCUGUAAACGAACAUCAACACUCCGGCACUCCAACUGCAAGACUCCUGGUCAGACUCAGCAGCGGCUCUGGGAUGUCUUCCCCAGGAUCCGCCAGCGGCAGCAAGAGGAAUUCUUCGGAGCUGGAGCUGGAGCAUGCUCAGAGAGUACCAGAGGCAGAGCCUGUCCAGCCGCAGGUAAAGCUAAAGGACAGGCAAAAGUUUUUUGAGGAGGCUUUUCAGCAGGACAUGGAGCACUACUUGUCAACAGGAUACCUACAGAUCGCGGAGAGAAGAGAGACAAUAGGAAGCAUGUCAUCAAUGGAGGUGAACGUGGACAUGCUGGAGCAAAUGGACCUGAUGGACAUGUCGGACCAUGAGGUGUUGGACGUCUUUCUCAACUCUGGUGGUGAGGACAGUGUGGCCUCACCGAUGCUGGGUCCUGAUGUGGAGUCGUUCACCUCUGAGAUCACUCUUCAGGUGCCCACACAGGCCGACCUGAGACACAAGCUGGCGUCGCUGUCCUCCACCUGCACGGACUCAGCCAGCCAGGACACGGAGGCAGGGGAAGAGGAGGAGGACGACGAUGAUGAUGAUGAGAGGGGACCAGCAGCCAUCCGUGGCUCUCUGCUUGUCCAGCCAGAUCAGGAGGAGUUCGAGGAGGAUGCCACGUUAACCGGAAGAGAACAAAACCAGCCAAUCAAGAACUGUGAGAGCAGCAGCUCAUCCUGAAAACACAGAGGAUGAACGACAGACUGUAAAAGGAAGUAAUGUAGUUAGCGGUGUGCUAUGCACUCGCGUCCAAAGGAAGAGUGUGCACUGGUGUUUUAUGAAACCCUUUUGGUUUUUGUAAAGAAAUUCUUUGUCGUGUGCUGUGCAGUGUGAAGCCCGAUCCUGUGCCUGCACUCCAAAUCAAUAAAUAUAUUUUAUUCUGUUGGACGUUCAUUGCAUACAGCUGGUCUGCUGUUUGCCCCUCUGUGCCACCGUUGUCAGUUACAGUGUAUCUAUAUUAUAUUCCUUUCACUCUACAAACCAGUUUGAUCGGUUUCACAUCUUGUAAUUCCAUACCUGGAGUAUUUUCAGCUUUUAAAAAUGUAUGUACGUGAGGUACACGUCUGUCUCUGUAUGUAUAAAAUCAAUACUGCUUUAGAGGCCUCCGGCUCACCAGACUGACUUUGAUUAUUAUGAUGAAAACACCACAAUUUAGGCUCUGGGCCAAGCUUCAAUACUUUACAUUGCCUGUGUGUUUCUGCACCAGGGAAAACCAUGUGGAGAUGCAGGAACAAAA
Onychostoma macrolepis is the source of this 1365-nucleotide messenger RNA. It is a transcript of the gene dtnbp1b, whose product is annotated as dystrobrevin binding protein 1b. The record is from RefSeq and is a predicted model, not a curated record. Bases 174 to 809 code for a protein of 211 amino acids. NCBI's taxonomy places the organism in Eukaryota, Metazoa, Chordata, Actinopteri, Cypriniformes, Cyprinidae. Gene Ontology annotation, cellular component: cytoplasm; BLOC-1 complex; neuron projection. The transcript is spliced from 4 exons. Gene Ontology annotation, biological process: negative regulation of protein kinase activity; anterograde synaptic vesicle transport; platelet dense granule organization.